CGUGAUUCCUUAGCCUUUGCCUUGCGUUUUCUUCGGGCUCAUUUGGUCUUGCGCUUCUUAGGCUUUAGCUUAGCCAGCGGAACACACCCUUUCGGCCAGUCCCAUUCGCAUGAUGGUCGAUAUAUCAGGCUUGAUGGAUCUUCCAACAUGUUCUCCAGCCAUAAAAUGAGACCAUCGUCACCUUCCUCGUUGGACUCUCCUGGGUUGAUGAUCACUUCCGUAUCAUUCCCCUCCUCUUCAAGACUUUCCUUGUCCUCAAGGAUUAGAAAAUUUAGCGCACCAUCAUCUUCAUGGUUUCGAACUUCACCCUCCAUUUCUUUUCGGCCUUCUACGAGUUGUCGCUCGUAUUCUUCUCGAUUUCUUCGCUCAUGGAGUUUGUCUAGAUACGUGCUUUCCCAUGGGGUAAGUUCUCUCUCCAAAAUUUCCAAUAACUCGAGAUCUUGCCAAUCCAUCUCGUCUAAUG
Messenger RNA from Striga hermonthica, 463 nucleotides. NCBI's taxonomy places the organism in Eukaryota, Viridiplantae, Streptophyta, Magnoliopsida, Lamiales, Orobanchaceae. The record is from the annotation of a GenBank genome assembly.